UAAGUUGGUUGAGUUCCGCCCAGUUCAGAAGCAACCUUCCUUUUGAGAAGCUUUUCGUAGCAACCCCCCAAAAACCACCCCCAAAUCAAAUCAAGAUGAAGUGCAUCAUUGUUGCCGUCGUUUUCGCGCUGGCCGUUGCCGCCGAAGGACAUGCCAUCAGCUCGUACGCCGUUCCGCUGGCCUACUCUGUCCCGCAGACCACGGUCAUCCAGCAGAACGUCGCCCCGAAGUACGUCGUGUCCGGCUAUGAGGCUUCUUCCUACGUAGCAUCCCCCUACCACUACCCUGCUGCCCAUAGCUAUGCCGUCCCGGCCGUAUCGUACGCCAGCCACGCCAGCCAUGCCGCCGUCCAUCCAGUGUCCUAUGCUGCCCCAGCCGUCGUACACGCUGCCCCGGUUCAUGUGGUCCAGAAGGAGGCUCGCUAUCUGGCCGCUAACCGUGGUGCCGUGCAUGAAGCUCCGCUGGCCGGACAUGCCGUCAACCAGCAGUCCCUGAACCUGGCCCCGGCCCCUGGAACUCUCUAAACGCUUGAUGCCACCAAUGAGUGAAGGUUUUUUUGCACAACCCACUCCGGUCAAUCUUGUCUA
Molecule: messenger RNA, 587 nt
Organism: Anopheles aquasalis
Lineage: Eukaryota; Metazoa; Arthropoda; Insecta; Diptera; Culicidae
Product: adult cuticle protein 1-like
Source: RefSeq, a predicted model, not a curated record